AUGCGCCGCACACGGCUUCCUCCUCAGCCGCCUCUCCCUCCGGCCUCUCACCCCCGUGCGUCCCCGGCUCUCGCCUGCAGGAAAGGCCGCCCACCGAGCACGCCGCCCAGACCACUGCACGCCGCGGGGAUCAAGGCCGCAACCACUGCGGGGCAGGAGUCAAAAGUCCUAGACCGGAGGAGAGUGCAAGGUUUCCCGGCAAGAUCGCAGCACUGCGGCCUCCGGCUGCUCGGCUCCUCCUCCCCUCCACAACACGGAGCGGAAAUGGCGCAAACUCAUCCACUUCCUCCAGUCACAACUGUAACAUGGGCAGGGGGCGGAGAAGACACCCCCCGCGAUGAGGACAACACACGGCCUCGCACACAGCAGAAAAUGGCGCUGAUGUGGCUCCAGGUUGGACAAUGCGGCAACCAGAUCGGACAGGAAUGGUGGCAGCUCCUCAGCAGCAAUGUCGCCGACGCUGACCGGUAUCCAUAUUUCUCCCGCGAUGGACUCAUUAACGCUGUCUGUGUGGACACAGAACCCAAGGUGAUCCGGAAACUGCGCCAGCAAGUGAAGAAAGGAUACUUCAGGGACGCCAAUAUCAUUGUGGGACAGCGAGGAAGAGGAAACAACUGGGCGUAUGGAUAUCAAGGGAUAUUGACCAGUGGAGAGAAGAGUCUGCUGGACCGGACCAUGGAGGCUUUCCGGAAGGAGGUGGAGCGGCGGGACUGUUACAGCGGCACGGUGAUCCUGCACAGCCUGUGUGGUGGCACCGGCUCCGGUAUGGGCUCGCGGUUGUGUGAGGAGAUCCGAGAAGAGUACCCCGCUGGGUAUAUACUGUCUGUGACGGCAGCACCCCAUCAGACGGGUGACUCCCCGCUCCAGCAUUAUAACUCGCUGCUCUGCCUGGCCUGGAUGCAAAGGUUCUGUGAUGGGGUCCUUCUCUUCCAGAAUGACGAGGUGAUGAAGAGAGCGGCCUCUUUAGUGGAGAAGAAGACAUUCACUACAUCUGGGCUUCAGCCUUCGGUCUCCCUCACCUCCAUGAACGCACACGUUGCUUCCUGUCUGGCGGGCCUCCUCUGUCCUGUGUAUUCACUGAAGACCAGGAGUUCGGUGAGUGUCGGCCUGGAGCCCUGGGAGCUGAUCCGCUGCCUGUGUCCAAUGUCCUCCAUGAAGUUCCUCCACACGUCUCAGGUCUGCCGGAGGGGGACGGCCUCGUGGGACAAAGUGACCAGUGCCCUGGUGCAGACCAUCCCCCGAGCCGAUCCCAACGGCCAUCUUCAUCACAGCCUGUCCGCCCUCGCGGUGGCGCGUAACUCUCAGGACUACUCCUUCCUGCUGUCCCGGGACUCGGUGCUGACGAAGCUGCGGCAGGCGUACCGCUGUGUGUCCUGGAACCCCUCCGCCAUCCACUGCUGGACAGACCCCGAGAAUAUUCUGGACCCCUCGUGUUACAGCCAUUCCCUGACCGUCUGCGCCAAUCACUCCAGCGCAGCGGACCUGAUGAGCAGCGUCGUGUCCAAGGCUCAGACCAUGUACGACGCAGGCGCCUAUCUGCACUGGUACCGGCGCUACGGCUGCGAGGACGACCAUUUCCAGAUGUCCUUUGAUAUCCUGAACUCAGUGGUGGAUGAAUACAGGGGGCUGGGGGUCCCAUGAUCAGAUAAUUAGUGAGACGGAGCAGCCACGACUAUGACACGUAUGUGACCUCACCACACGCCUGACGCCGGAUGUCAGCGCACCACACAAGCCUUCAUAGUAAAAUCAAUCACAAGUAAAUAGGAGUCUCCCUCCAUUUCUUAGGCUCCUUUCACACUAGCGUUCAUAGGUCCGUUCGUGAGCUCCGUUUGAAUGGGCUCACGAGCGGACCCGAACGCUUCCGUCCAGCCCUGAUGCAGUCUGAA
This is a messenger RNA of Bufo gargarizans (Asiatic toad), 1886 nucleotides long. RefSeq names its product tubulin delta chain-like. The transcript has 11 exons. Gene Ontology annotation, molecular function: structural constituent of cytoskeleton; GTP binding. The record is from RefSeq and is a predicted model, not a curated record. NCBI's taxonomy places the organism in Eukaryota, Metazoa, Chordata, Amphibia, Anura, Bufonidae. The coding region runs from base 1 to 1641 and encodes 546 amino acids. Gene Ontology annotation, biological process: mitotic cell cycle; microtubule cytoskeleton organization. Gene Ontology annotation, cellular component: microtubule; cytoplasm.